Molecule: messenger RNA, 2873 nt
Organism: Tigriopus californicus
Lineage: Eukaryota; Metazoa; Arthropoda; Copepoda; Harpacticoida; Harpacticidae
Gene: Dlish
Product: SH3 domain-containing protein Dlish-like
Exons: 11
Coding region: 274-1920 (548 amino acids)
Molecular function (GO): protein binding
Source: RefSeq, a predicted model, not a curated record
GUAACAGUACUGGAGUGAGGAUGAAGCUGCUGAUUGUCUUCGUCCUCAGUUGGAUCUUCUCGUGAAGUGUGUGAGAAUAAAUAUUAUUCUUUCCUCCCAACUCUAUUUGGAUGUCAGCUUCAAGCUCUAAAAACUAAAAAAAAGAUAUGGCGGUGAUAGUGGGUGUGUUUUAUAAUAUUUGAGGAAUCUCAACUCGUGAACAAUUCGUUUCAUCAAGUGUGAGGAGGUUCAAAGCCGAAGUUGUGCUUGAUCUGCUUCUAUUGUUAGACCACUAUGGCCUUUCUUUGCCCUGUGAGAAUCAAGAGAAACAAGAAAAAGAAGCCCUUGCACGAUGACUCUCUCCAAGGCCCGGUUCCAAGUAUGGGCCGCAUCACGGGCAGUGCCUCCAUCGAGACCUUGGUCAGGGUCGGUAUCGAAAAGGAAAAUGGUUUGGGACCCGAGUCCAAAAUGGUUGUGCUCCACGAUUUCACGCCCUGUGUGGAUGACGAACUGGAAGUCAAACGCGGACAGAUCGUACACGUUCUCUACCAGGAAAAUGAUUGGGUUUAUGUGAUAUCCGAGGAGAACAAGGAGGGAUUCAUUCCACAUUCCUACUGUGCUCAAUUUGGCUCUCAAUUGGCGGGCUUGGCACUCAACGUGAAGAAGAAAUUGCCCCGUGACGGCUCAGCUCCAUUUGGAAUGGGAGGGUCUGGAGGUGGGCCCGGAAAAGCCACCUCCAUGAAUGGAUUGCCCCAAAUAUCCAUGACCUCGCCCGGAUUGCCCUCAUCGGCCUCCCAAGGCAUGCCCCCGGGGGUUCCUAUGGGGACGAGUUCGGGGGGUCCGGAUCAAACGGAUUCUGAAAACAGCAGUUUAUUAAGACAACAUCAAAUGGGCCCGGGAUCCAUGGGGAAGAUGCUUCCCUCCUCAAAUCAUAACAACACACGUGGCAGUCAGCCACACCCACUCCCGCCUCACAACACGUCACAAAACGAUCCAUCCAGGUCAAAUUCGUUGAUGAGUGAAAGCUCAUCACAACCAGACAUUCAUCCGUUUUAUAAGGAACCAUCCGGCCGAUACAUUGUGUUAUACACGUAUCAAGCCCAAGACGAGAAUGACUUGAAUGUGGAGCGUGGACAAUGUGUGACUGUGCUCAACUCAGACGAUCCGGAUUGGUGUUGGGUGGCCAAAUAUGACCAAACGGAGGGCUUUGUCCCGUCCGGUUUCAUCUAUCCUCUGGAUGCCAUUCACAGACACCAAAAUCUUGUCAACGGCACAAACCAAGCCCACCCCCAACAUCCGCAACAACAGCAACAAAAGUCCAUCCACCAAUUGAGUGGGAAACCCGGCGCUCUUCCUAUGGGUCAUCCGACGAUGCAACAUCACGAGCAAGGCCUGCCCGUGCCUCAGGCCCAACCCCGUCCUCCUCCUCUCCUGAACAAUAACAACAUAGGCCAGUCGUCCGCUUACCCGGUCAAGGGUAAUUAUCCACCUCCUGACCACGGCUUCAACGGAUUGCCCACCGUCACCCGACCAAUGGGAAGUGUGGGCUCUUCCGGCCCCUCCUCCUUCUCGACUAGUGGAAUGAACAGUUUGGGCGUGGUGGGAUCAACGCAUAGUACGGCUGGUUUGCCAAUCUCCGGGUAUGAAGGCAACAACAACCCGGCACCACCCCCACUGCCUUCGAAUACGUCUUCGAAUGGGAAUGCCGGGGGUCCAUCGGGUGGUGGGGACAAUCGAUAUAGUGGAACCGAACUCGUCAUGCUCUACGACUACAAGGCUCAAGCACCGGAUGAUCUCAGUGUGCGCCGUGGAGAUUGGGUCUACGCCGAUCUAAGCAACCAGACCGUGGACGGCUGGCUAUGGUCGUACUCGCCCAAGACCCGGAAAUAUGGUUUCAUCCCCAAGGCCUACGCCCGACCACCCGCCAUGACCAGUUUGUGAACAAAUGACAUAGUCGUACCUGUGAUAUUGAAGAAAGCGAGGAAUUUUGACCCCCCUUCUUGGACAUGAAUGGCUUUUCCUCACACCUUUUUUGAGCGAGUUCUCGUCACUCAAUCGCGGGGGAAGAAUCAGUACAAAGAAAUCCCAGCCAUACAAACUACUUUGGUCCAUCCAUAUGUCAUGCAUUGGAAAUACCAAAUGUGUAAACUACGGUGCGCCACGGACGGAUAUGAACCAGACAUAACCAUACAUAUAUCAAAUGAAUAAUCAGUUUCAGUCGCAUUUGUUUGAUCUUUAUGCCACUUUUGAUGUGAUCGUACUGAAUAAACUCCUUCCCAAAAUCAAGUCUCGAGUAUAAAAAUGGCGAACUCGUGUGGACCCUCACUCAUUGUUCCACAACCAUGUCCAAGAGGUCCACCCUGUUUGAUGUCAUCUUUGUCUGCGUCGUCAUGUCCGCCAUUGUCCUGGCUUCAACGGUCGACGGACAGAUCACCUUCUCACGAGAUUGGUUGGCCGGCAGUGGUAAACGUUCACCGGUUACGUUUGAUCGCGAUUGGUUGGCAGGGAGCGGCAAGAGAUCUGUUGGAUCAUAUCCCGGAAAAGUGAUGCUUCCUCCGAGAGAAGCCAUCGAAGAGCUAGCAAACUAUUUGCUUCUACAACUAUCGGACUCUCCAAUGGCCAAAAUGUCAUUCAUGAAGCAUCUCCAAGGGCAUUCAGAGGCUUAAAAAGGCUUCAAGAAACCUGCCCAAGUUUUUCUUUGACAUUUUUUUCAUUCUCCAGAGAGGGAGGAUGUGUACGAUCAAUUAUGUUGAGCCCUUAUUUUGAUCCUUCAAGACUUUUUGCAUCGUCUCACGAUGGUCCAGGGGUGUGGAACUCGAUCUACCUUAUUAUGUCAAUUCUCUUCAUGUUUUGAGGCAGAAAAUUUGAAAUAUAAAUUCUUUAUAAGCAUCAAA